This is a messenger RNA of Orbicella faveolata, 1306 nucleotides long. Its product is annotated as tyrosine-protein kinase receptor torso-like. The record is from RefSeq and is a predicted model, not a curated record. NCBI's taxonomy places the organism in Eukaryota, Metazoa, Cnidaria, Anthozoa, Scleractinia, Merulinidae. Gene Ontology annotation, molecular function: transmembrane receptor protein tyrosine kinase activity; ATP binding. Gene Ontology annotation, cellular component: signaling receptor complex; plasma membrane. Gene Ontology annotation, biological process: protein phosphorylation; cell surface receptor protein tyrosine kinase signaling pathway; positive regulation of kinase activity.
CAAAAUAUUGGAUCUUGUUUCCAGUUAAAUUGAAGCCGGCAGAAGUACAAUAAUUGCAUGUAGUGUCGUUUCGGUAUAUCAGCGCCAUUUUGGCUGCUGUUCGUGCUACGGGCAUGCAAGACUACAUACACAAAUAAACGCCUAAGGUGUUGUGAGGUUGUUUUUUAACUUAAUUAGCAGUAUAGACGUACUGAAAAUACAAUUAUUUACGUUACUUCCUCAAAGCAAAAGCGCGUUAAUGAUUGAUCAUUGGGAGGUAGAUGGGGACCUAGUGACCUUGGAGGAAGAGCUCGGAGAGGGUGCCUUUGGUAAGGUAUACAAGGGAGUCCUCAGAGAGCUAACCACGCCCUCACGGAAAAUGUUCAUGAUGUCUCCAAUGAAGUCGAUUCGUAAAAGUGAAGUCAAGCAGACUGGCGGAUUCACUGUGGCGGUGAAAAUGUUACACGGUAUGGCAGACGGUGACCAAAGAAGAGAAUUUCUUAAGGAAAUUCAACUCAUGAAGACCGUGGGAUCACACAAGAAUAUUGUUAACAUGCUGGGAUGUUGUACGAUGCAAGAACCAAUGUUCCUACUGGUUGAAUAUAUUCCGUACGGUGAUCUUUUACAUUACCUCCGAAAACGGCGAGGAAAGGUAAAAGUAACAAAUGUAUAUCAACUAUCUCAAAUUCACUUGACUAGCGCUACAUCCAUUGGACUUGAGACAGCCCUGAAGGGACACGGUCACCAUCAACCAUCUUCACACCAUUUCGUCAUCUCAGGCGUAUUGCACGGCGAGAGAGUUGGCUAUCGGGUUAUUCCCGUAUACCAACAUGACUGGAUUCAAGGAAUUGCAGUUCUUGGGAAUGCGACUGCACCUGAAGAUGAAGCCGGUGACGAGAGAGAUGAAAGCGAGGAGACCCUUACUCCAGGAGAUCUUAUGGCAUUUGCCUGGCAAAUAAGCCAAGGAAUGGAGUACCUAGCGAGGAAAGGCUUCGUGCACCGUGAUUUAGCAGCCCGAAACGUUCUCAUUGGUGAGCACAAGACCGCAAAAGUGGCGGAUUUUGGCCUGACUCGCCACGUGUAUGAAGAGAAAGUUUAUCAUGCAAAGAGCAACAGAAGACUUCCAUUAAAAUGGAUGUCAAUCGAAGCCAUCUUUGACCAAACGUUCACAACUCAAAGCGACGUUUGGGCUUUUGGAGUUCUUUUGUGGGAGUUGGUCACAUUAGGUGGAACUCCAUACCCGACAAUAAACAACAGAGAGUUACUUCGCCUCCUAAAGGGGAGUCAUCGAAUGGAAAAACCAGAUGUCUGUAAUGAUGAAAUGUAA